AAGCUGUUGCCCCUCAUGGCGACUGAAGCCCCCAAGAAGAUCCAGUUGACCCGUAUAAGCCAUAUCUACUACAAGUACAAACCUGAAGAUGUCGACGCGGCACGGGCCUUCAUGGUGGACUUUGGCUUCUUUGAGGUGAAGCGCGAGGGGCCCCGCACCUACUACCGCGGCUACGGCGUCGAGCCCUUUGUGCUGUGUGUCGAGGCCUCGGACGAGACCAAGUUUGGCGGCACGGCGUUUGCUGUUGACUCUUUGGAGGAGCUGGAGAGGGCGAGCAAGACCUUGCCAAAGGAGGCCAAGGCUACUGAUGUGUAUGAGAUGGAGGGCGCGCCAGGCGGCGGCAAGUGUGUGACCUUCUAUGACCCCGUGGAUGGCUUCCCCUUCCACCUGGUUUAUGGUCAGGAGCUGGUCGAGCCCUUGAGCCUGGAGCUGCCUGAGCCGAAGCCCAACUAUCCCGAGAAGCAGUACCGCGGCGUCAAUCAAACCCAACGCUUCCAGAAGCGCCCUGCGCCGGUCCACAAGCUCGGCCACUUUGGCUUGUGCGUGACAAACUACAAGAAGGCCUUUGAGUUCUACUCGACCUACUUCAACUUCCACCCCUCUGAGCUGAUCCACAACGACGCCGGCGAGGACGUCACCGUUUUCUUCCGCCUUGGAAAGGGCCCAGAGCGAGUCGAUCACCACUGCUUCUUCUUCUUUGAGGGCCCUCGCGCCCCACACGUCCACCACAGCAGCUUCGAGACGCACGACUUCGACGCUCAGGUCCUGGGCCACGACUGGCUCCGCCACAAGGGCUAUGAGAACUGCUGGGGCGUCGGGAGGCAUAUCAUGGGAAGCCAGAUCUUUGACUACUGGUUCGACCCCAGCAAGUUCAUCUUGGAGCACUAUGUCGACGGCGACCUGCUGGACCAGGACUAUCCCACUCAGCAUAGCGCGAUGAGCAUGGAUAACCUGCAUGUCUGGGGACCGGAUCUGCCACCGACAUUCUUGUCAUGAGUGGCGUGGUUACUCCCGCAGGCCUCGCCACGAUACCAAGUUGAAGUAUUCGGCAAGGGUCACUGUGGGCAAAAUUUGACCAGCGCAGCCCAUUUUUCAGUCUUUCCAUGUUUGCUGCUGCACGCCAUUCAUUUAUCUAUCUCAACAGGGCCGGAUAGUGUGAACAACUAAUCUUUUUUCUUGGAGGCUAUUUGGGUUUUCUUCUCCCUGGAGGUCUUUGUCUCAUUUUUUUUUUUACUCCACGAUGGAAAGCACCAUGGGGUUCUCAGUAUUCCCUCAAAUGACUGUUUGGUCUUGUAGGUCAUGAUCAAUUACUGUUGGACGGUACAAUAGCUUGUUAGCUCGUGUUUGAGGAUCAUCAGCCUCGUGGAGAAGGGAAUUUUCAAAUCGGAAGCUACCCCUUCAAUCCCUAGUAUCUUGACUGCGUGGGGAGUAUUGGUCGAUGGAAAAUGCGAUUAAAAUAUAACAAAAUACCUAAGGUAGUAGAAAGCUAGCUCUCAUCACUUCCACAUUUUAUUUACGCGUGGAGGCCAGAGCCUGCCGACAUAUUUACACAAAAACGAAAGAAAAAAACCACCAAUUAAACAAACUAACCCUUUCAUUCUCACGACCUCUCCUCACCUUGAGCCUCCCGUGGUAUCUUGUGCGCCCUGUCGGUACAGCACCAACAACUCCUCGCGCAGGCUCGUCAGCUCACUCGCCACUCUCUGUGGACCUCCACCGGGUAUCAAGCUGGGGGGCACAGCGCCCAUCCCCGCCGCUGUCGUCGUAGUCGUCGUCCGAGCACCAGACGUCCACGAGCUCCCCGAGGACAUUUGCUCUGGCGCACCCGAGGACUGGGACCAGUGGCUAGUGAGAUAUGCCUUUGCAUCCUCACGAGAGAACGAUACAGACUCGCGUCGGUUGACCUCCGGGCCUGUGGCGUCUAGCUCGGAGAUGUCGUCCUGAGAAGAAGGUGGCGGUUGAUAUUGCUGUUGCUGAGGCAUGUAGGCGAUAUUGGGUGGUAGUGGUGGAAUAUCCUGUGCUGCUGCCGCCGAUGAGCCCGAGUACUGGACCCCACCUUUCUGAGAUACACCACGAGCGGCCCAGCGGCUCCACCGC
Cryphonectria parasitica EP155 is the source of this 2097-nucleotide messenger RNA. RefSeq lists its product as uncharacterized. Gene Ontology annotation, biological process: L-methylmalonyl-CoA metabolic process. Gene Ontology annotation, cellular component: mitochondrion. The transcript is spliced from 3 exons. NCBI's taxonomy places the organism in Eukaryota, Fungi, Ascomycota, Sordariomycetes, Diaporthales, Cryphonectriaceae. Gene Ontology annotation, molecular function: methylmalonyl-CoA epimerase activity. The record is from RefSeq and is a predicted model, not a curated record. Bases 16 to 996 code for a protein of 326 amino acids.